AUGCGUGGAAAUUUUCGGGGAGGAGGGCCGCCGUUUCGUGGUCGAGGAGGUGGACCUCCAGUUCCGUUGAUGAGCAUGGGACCACCGAUGGGAGGACCGCAAGGACCCCCUGGGCCAGGUGGACCGGGCGGACCAGGCGGACCGGGCGGCCCACCGCGACCAGCAUUCAACUCUCGACAACCUACUUUUGAUCUCACGAUGGCUAGCGAGUUCUUCCCGAAAGUCACUGAUUCCAAUGACACUCUGCUUACUCAGGAGAUUGUCAAUCGAUCGAUUAAAUUAACACCAACAGAAGUUGAACGAAGCCAUUUACAAAAUGCACUUACGAAGACGUUGAGCGCGUUGAGUAAAAUUAAAUCAGAUGACAAGUUGGUGCCAGGAUUGGUUAUCGAAGAAUACUCUGAAAUUGGAUCAUCGAAAAAAGACACAAUUCUUCUCGGUCACAAAACUCUUGAUAUAUGUGUUGUUUUGAAGUCUAUGCCGAUCAUUGAAUCAGUUCAUUCAUUGGGACAAAAAGUUGGCGAGUUGAUUCGUGCUGAGCGGGAAAUUAUUUCCGUGCAAUCUCGAGACUUUGGUUGUCUAAUCAACUUUACGUCAAUCGGAGUAAAAGUAAACUUGUUAAUUGGAACAAUCGCUGCUAAUGCUCCACAAUUGGAGGAAGGAUUACAUGUGUCUGAAAAGUUAAUGCUUCGCCAUUUGGCCGCUAAAAGGCACAUUCGGUGGUGGGAGGAUGCGGCUGCUGGAUCGCCGGUGAAGGAUCUCGUUCGGGUUUUCAAAGAUCUGCGCAAUAGAUAUCAAGGACUGAAGCCGUUGAACGUUUGGGCUAUCGAAUUUUUGUGCCACUUUUGUAUGGUUCAGUCGGCAAACCGUCAACCAUUACCGCUUGGACUAACAUUCAUGCGCGUUCUACAGUUAUUAGCCUCUGGAAUAUUCUUACCUGGUUCAUUGGGAUUGGCUGACCCGUGUGAUAUGCCAAAUAAUUUCCUUCAACAACUCACAUUCGAAGAAAUGGAUAAUCUUUGUUCUACAGCACAAACGCUAAUUCGGGUACUUGGACAUGGAGGUCAUCAAAGAAUUCUAGGAACUUCAUUAGAAAAUAUUGACGUGACUCGAGUUCCCACCUACUACACCACUGCUACAGAAAAGAUUGUUGUCACUCCGUUAGAUCGGGCAUACGAUGAGGAAGAAAUGAAAACCGAACCCACUCCAGCA
Molecule: messenger RNA, 1212 nt
Organism: Mesorhabditis belari
Lineage: Eukaryota; Metazoa; Nematoda; Chromadorea; Rhabditida; Rhabditidae
Source: the annotation of a GenBank genome assembly